Mustela erminea (ermine) is the source of this 954-nucleotide messenger RNA. Its product is annotated as ATP-dependent RNA helicase DDX18-like. The record is from RefSeq and is a predicted model, not a curated record. Gene Ontology annotation, cellular component: nucleolus. Lineage: Eukaryota; Metazoa; Chordata; Mammalia; Carnivora; Mustelidae. Gene Ontology annotation, biological process: maturation of LSU-rRNA from tricistronic rRNA transcript (SSU-rRNA, 5.8S rRNA, LSU-rRNA).
AUGCCCGAGAGAGUGAGACCUCGCUAUGUUGGGUUUGGAGAGGAAUUAAAACAAAUUAUUAAACUUCUGCCAACACGCAGGGAAACCAUGCUCUUUUCUGCCACACAAACUAGAAAAGUUGAGGACUUGGCAAGGAUUUCUUUGAAAAUGCCAUUGUAUGUUGGUGUUGAUGACAAUAAAGCUAAUGAAGCAGUGGAUGGUCUUGAGCACGGCUAUGUUUUUGUUCCCUCGGAAAAGAGAUUCCUCCUACUCUUUACAUUCCUUAAGAAGAACGAGAAGAAGAAACUGAUGGUCUUCUUUUCAUCCUGUAAGUCCGUGAAAUACCACUAUGAGUUGCCGAACUACAUCGAUUUGCCUGUCUUGGCCAUUCGUGGAAGGCAGAAGCAAAAUAAGCGUACAACCACAUUCUUUCAGUUCUGCAACGCAGAUUCAGGGAUAUUAUUAUGUACUGACGUGGCAGCGAGAGGGCUGGAUAUUCCUGAAGUCGACAGGAUUGUUCAGUAUGACCCUCCAGGUGACCCCAAGGAACAUAUUCAUCGUGUGGGAAGAAUAGCCAGAGGCCUAAACAGGAGAGAGCAUGCCUUGCUCAUUUUACACCCUGAAGAAUUGGGGUUCCUUCAUUACCUGAAGCAAUCCAAGGUUCCAUUAAGUGAAUUUCAGUUUUCCUGGCCCCAAAUUUCUGACAUUCAGUCUCAGCUUGAAAAAUUGAUUGAAAAGAACUAUUUCCUUCAUAAGUCAGCCCAGGAAACAUGUAAGUCCUACAUUCGAGCAUAUGAUUCCCACUCUCUGAAACAGAUCUUCAAUGUUAAUAACUUAAAUUUGCCUCAGGUUGCUCUUUCGUUUGGUUUCAAAGUGCCUCCUUUUGUUGAUCUGAACGUGAACAGCAAUGACGGCAAGCUUAUAAAGAGAGGAGGAGGCGGUGGCUUUGGCUACCAGAAAGCCAAAAAGAAAUGA